AUGAUUGAUUCUGUCUCUUCUAAUUCUACUGAUCCGAUUGAUGUUUUUAGAAUGUUGGUUAAUUUAACAGACAAGAUUCUAUCAAGGAUUGCUUUUGGAAAGACAUUCCAAAGUAGAGAUCAAUCUAGUGAUGGUAGUAGACUUCAGGAAAUCCUUUACGACACCAUGGAGGCAUUGAAUGGUUUUUCAGCAUCUGACUUUUUGCCCAGUGUAGGUUGGAUUAUUGAUAGGAUCACUGGGGUCCAUGGGAGAAUUGAGAAAUGCUUUCAUGAUUUCGAUGAAUACUUUCAGGAUAUCAUAGACAUACAUCACAACCCCGAGAGACAGAAAUCCAAGCACGAAGAUCUCAUAGAUGUUUUGCUGAAAGUCGAAAAGGAUGGAAGGAGUACUAUUCACUAA
Messenger RNA from Papaver somniferum (opium poppy), 399 nucleotides. Its product is annotated as cytochrome P450 71B26-like. Lineage: Eukaryota; Viridiplantae; Streptophyta; Magnoliopsida; Ranunculales; Papaveraceae. Bases 1 to 399 code for a protein of 132 amino acids. The transcript has a single exon. The record is from RefSeq and is a predicted model, not a curated record. Gene Ontology annotation, molecular function: iron ion binding; oxidoreductase activity, acting on paired donors, with incorporation or reduction of molecular oxygen; heme binding.